AUGCUCUUCUCUAAAGAACCAUCAAAUAAAAAAAAGUUUUAUUAUCGUAAUAUCCUAACCUCAAGUUCAAAAUAUCAAAUACUCAAAUUAAAUCAAACUCCUUAAAUAUAAUCAGUCUCAAAUUCAAAUCUCUUAAAUAUACAUCAUAAAACAAGUUUAACAUUUCAUUUACCACAAAAAUCUCAACAUAUCAUUAACUCAGAAACACCUCGACAUAAACGAUAUCAUACUAAUAAAUCUCAACAACUUAUACAACCAAAGUCUUCAUCUGGAUAACAUACUUAAAAAAGCAGUAAAGAACGCAGAGCUCCUUUACAUAAUAAAAAAAUACCAAUUGCAGAUUCAUCAUUACAUAUUGCAGAUUAUAUUGAAUUAUUGAAAAAUAAAUCAUAAUCAAACCUUCAUUAUAAAUAUUCAGAUCUUUUAAAAGAUUAAUCUUUACAGACUUCAUCUAUACAAUUUAAAUUAUCAACACCCAAAAAAACAAAAGAAGAAUCAAGAAUUCAUUUAUAACUUCUUUUAUAAUGGUAUAUUUACAUAUCAUCUUAGUACACAUACAAUAGCUAAAAUAAAGGAUGCACCCAAUUUUUAAUCUUCUAUUAUUAAUUCAUUUACUCAUCAAUAUCCAAAUUUAUCUUUAAUCAUAGAUCAGUUUAUAUAAGAUUUAGAUGUAGCUGUGUAAUUAUAUAAUACUGAAAAUUAAUUAUCAUAAACAUUAUUAAGAAUUACAGGACUUGAUUAUAAAAUAUUUCAUUUACUGUUUAAACCAAAGUAAGACUUCCCACAAUCACAUCUUUAAUUCAAAAUUGAUGAUGAUUUCUUUUUAAAUUAUAAAUUCUAUAAACCUACUAAAUAUGAUAUUUAUUAUAGAGUAUAUGGAGCUGGUGAAUUGCCCUUAGAAUUUCAAGAACAACUAGGUGAAUUUAAUCCUCGGAUUAUUAAAUAUAGAUUUAAAGAAUCUGAAUAUUAAGCUGCAAUGCUUCUUAAAGAAUAAACCCCCAUUCUCGACUAAGAUUUUGUAAGAAAAAUUAUUUAUUAUUAAAAAAACCUUUCAUUAUUUUUAAAACAAAAAUCAAAUGAAGUCUUAAAUAGUUUCAAAGAAUAAUUAAAUCAAGAUGAAUAUUCGAAUAAUAAUAAUAUUUUAAGAUAAACUAUACUAUCAAAAUUGAUUGAUUCUGAACAUUUGAUUGGCAAUUUUCCUCAUAUAACAAGAUCAAACAGAUAUAUGUUUGAAAAAAUGGAAUUGCAGCUAUAAAAUAAAAAUUAUUCUCAAAGAUUACAAGUCCCAACGAAUUGA
Messenger RNA from Paramecium sonneborni, 1297 nucleotides. NCBI's taxonomy places the organism in Eukaryota, Ciliophora, Oligohymenophorea, Peniculida, Parameciidae. The record is from the annotation of a GenBank genome assembly.